AUGAAUGCCAGUCACAAUGCCUCGCCGUUGAAAGAGCUUCACAGCGACCUCGCCUGGAAGUACAAGGCUCACGCCUCCAAAAUCGAGACUAUAUGGCGCUCUUUCAGCAAAGGCCAACGGGCGCAAUGUCUCAAGGCUGGCGCCGCAGAUGGAGCAGUGCUUAAGCACUCCCAAGACACAUCUCUGGGGAAUGUCUAUAAAAUUGUUGCAGAGCUGAAUUUGCAGGACAUCACAACAGAACCCGAAUUUCUACUAGGUCACCUCAAGCAUCGUGCCACAACGUCUCUUUUCCAACAGUACUGCGAUGGCGCCCUCGGCACCCCAGGUGACCGAAACUUUAUUCUAGAGAUGAUGACGAAGAAGAACCUUCGCCACGUCGACUCGUUUAAAAAUAGCUACACAUUCUUCAUGGACGAGCGAUAUGGAGAUUCAUUCAAAAUUGUGUCCAACCGCGAAGAAACACUGGCUGCUUUUGGGCCGGCAAUUCGGGCUGGCCUCUGUGUUCCUCAGUCGACGGGGGAACUCAUUCUACAGAGACAACUCGUGCUUUUCCAGACUCUCAAUAUCCUGAUUGAGGAUAUUCUCGACCUAGGCUCUGAAACGAGGUCGAAAAAUGAGCGGUCCAAAAAAUCUGAACAAGCGGCAUCAGCCGCUCUUUCGAAGCUGACGAUCCAAGAGCGGCCGAAGAAACUUUCACUCCCGGAUUUGAUCUCGAGUGCUCAAGAUCAGAAAAACAGUCUUGAAGAAUUCCUAAGUCUCCUCUCCGCUGAGCCAGUUGUGCUUGCUCAUGCCGUCAAUAUUCGGUUCUUCAGCCGGCCUGAACUUGUCAUAGACGGUAAGGGUCGUCACCUGCCCGUCUUGUCCGAUAAACACAUCAGUGGCGCACUCUUUGAAGCAAUUCACAGCUCAAUCAAAGGGGCCAGUGUGUGGAAUUACAUAUGUCACCUUCUUGAUCUCUUGAAAGAUGCAGCCGCUGAUAAAGUCUACCGACCAAUUAUCCUUCAAGAAGUUUCGAAUAUCUGCCAUUUGGAGUACAGCCGUGCCCAAGCUCAGUUUAUCAGGCAUGUGCAGACGGGCAUAGGCGCGAAAUAUUUCAAGCGCGUCGCCAAUUCUUACGACAGUGCGGGUAACGCAAAGGUCAAUAUGAAGAUUCAGCCCGAAGAGCUGACCAGAGUUGACCCUCAACUGCACUAUGUUUUGCGCUUGUGUCAAUCCCAGACCAAUUCCAGUAAAGCAGUUGAGUGGAUCAAGAAGCUGAGCGACCUGUAUGAGUCUCACCCCAUUGAUCGGGAAACUUUACAGGAAAGAGAGAUUGGUGCGUUGGGAGAUUUGAUUGUAAUCACCGCAUUUAUGCAAGAUUUAUCGCCAGUCAUCUCGAUGCCUGCCCUCUCUCGCAAAAAGGGCCAAAUGUUCGUAUCACGGUCUCAAGAGUUGGAUGUCGAAUUGAACAAGCUCCGAGACGAAAUAGACUUACGAGAAUUUGCUGUACCGAUUGAUAACCUCCUAGAGGCUGGAAUGACGAAUGGAGCUCUGACCAAGCUUGACCAGUUUGUGGUCAGCAAGACUGGUUCGAAGAUGGGAUUCCUAUACCAAGAUCUUAUGGAGGAUUGCUUAGCGGAUCUUGAAAACCAGUAUCGGGCGACAAAAGCAACAUUAGAAAAGACGCAGUUCAUCCCGCUUCCUACGACAACUCCUCCUCAGUCCGUAGAUGAAAAAGUGGAACUGAGAAAGGUCAAGGAAAAGACCCGUCCCUCUCAGUCAACGAUAUUUGAGAUUAUACAGACUCCAGAGGCGCCCAAGGAAGAACCUGCCCUGUCGGCACAAGUAUUCAAAGUCAGCCAGCCGGCAAGCCAGGUAUUCUCCACGCUCUUCAAGAAGUCUGAAGCACGAGGCUCGAUCAGCUGGGUCGCCUUCGAAAGUGCCAUGGCUGAGCUAGGAUUUUCUGUCAUGCCAAAGUAUGGCUCCGUCUACACAUUUUCGCCGCCUGAUGGCAUGAAAGAGAACAAGUCUUUUACAGUGCAUCGGCCUCACAAGUCUCGGAUAGAAGGAUAUCUGAUCCCGAUAUUUGCGCGCCGGUUAAAGAGGACAUAUGGAUGGAAUGAAGGCACGUUUAAAGCUACAUGA
Messenger RNA from Trichoderma gamsii, 2124 nucleotides. RefSeq lists its product as hypothetical. The transcript has a single exon. The record is from RefSeq and is a predicted model, not a curated record. Bases 1 to 2124 code for a protein of 707 amino acids. Lineage: Eukaryota; Fungi; Ascomycota; Sordariomycetes; Hypocreales; Hypocreaceae.